AUGGGUGCUGAACAAUCAAAGCUACCUGUUGAGCAGCAACGGGAAAAGGCACUAGCUCGCCGACCUCGUAACGACCACGACCUGCUCAACCCUGAUGAUGAUUACGUACAUGUCGACGAGAAGCAAACAGACGUUGGCCCCCAACUCGCCCGAGAUGCAGAGGAUCUGCCUAUUUCCCAGAUGGCGAAUUGGCAAAGCUCCAUUCUCGCAGAUCCGAAGAAUAGGCUCGCCCUUACUGCACUCUCUGCAUACCAGCCUAAGGAGCUACUACUGAACCGCCGACUUACAAGCGAUGACCUCCACGUCUUCAACCUCAGGGUCCCGUUUGAGGGCGGCCCUAUAACGAACCAGAGGAGCUCCGGAAGAUGCUGGCUCUUUGCAUCCACAAAUGUCUUCCGCGUGGCCAUCAUGCAAAAGUACAAGCUUGACGCUUUUGAGCUGUCACAGAACUAUCUCUUCUUCUGGGACAAGCUGGAGAAGAGCAACUACUUCCUUGAACAGGUGUUGGACACGGCAGACAUGGAUCUAGACUCUCGUCUAGUACAAACUCUGGUCCAAGCCCCCCUUAGCGAUGGAGGACAGUGGGAUAUGGUCGUAAACCUGGUCAACAAGUACGGGCUGGUACCUCAGGUUCUUUACCCGGACAGCUUCAACGCAACCUCAUCCUCAACGAUCAAUAGCAUUGUGUUUAGCAAGCUGCGCGAGGAUGCCUUGAUCCUCCGCAAGAUGAUGCGAUCUCCCAAGACGACCGCUGAGCAGCUCUCGCACACCAAGGUCAAGAUGGUCAAGGACAUUUACACGAUUCUGACGCUCACGCUCGGCCCUCCACCCUCGGCUACGGACAAGUUCACGUGGACCUUUGCAGACAAGAACGGCAAGGCCCGCGAGGUUCAGACCACGCCGCUUGAGUUCGCCAAGGAUAUCUAUAGUGCCGAGUUCCGCGUGACGCACUCGACCAUCACGAACAUGGUGUCGCUGGUGAACGACCCUCGCAACGACUACAUGAGCUUGUUGACCGUCGACCGGCUCGGGAAUGUCGUGGGAGGUCGCGGUAUUACUUACAUAAAUGUAGCCAUGGACAAGCUCAAGUCGGCAUGCGUGGCCAUGCUGAAGGCCGGUCAGCCAGUCUUUUUCGGCUGCGACGUUGGCAAGUUCAGCAACACGGCCCUCGGAGUAAUGGAUCUUGAUCUCAUCGAUUAUGAGAUUGGUUUCAACGUCGGGGUACUUGGAAUGUCCAAAGCCGACAGGUUGCGGACGGGAGAGAGCGCCAUGACCCACGCAAUGGUUCUCACGGCAGUACACAUCGACGAAAAGACUGGCAAGACCGUGCGGUGGCGUGUCCAGAACAGCUGGGGCGAGGCCGCUGGCGAAAAGGGCUGGUUUGUUAUGAAGGAUUCGUGGAUGGAUGAGUUUGUGUACCAGGCAGUCGUUGAUAUUCAAGUCCUCUCGAAGGAGGUCAAGGAUGUGCUCAAGCAGAAGCCAGUUGAGCUUCCGCUGUGGGAUCCUAUGGGAGCACUAGCUUGA
Molecule: messenger RNA, 1524 nt
Organism: Pyricularia pennisetigena
Lineage: Eukaryota; Fungi; Ascomycota; Sordariomycetes; Magnaporthales; Pyriculariaceae
Exons: 2
Coding region: 1-1524 (507 amino acids)
Biological process (GO): response to toxic substance; L-homocysteine catabolic process; proteolysis
Cellular component (GO): cytoplasm
Molecular function (GO): cysteine-type aminopeptidase activity
Source: RefSeq, a predicted model, not a curated record